CAGACUGUCGGAUCGAACACCCACCUGAGUUGGAAAAAUACGACGAUGGAACGAGCAAUUUGUCACCGAAAAGAUAAAUAAUUUUAGCCGAAUUUUAAUUUUACGAUGCCUUUGCACUAGCGCGUAUCGUGAGAAUUGAUCCACGUAGAUAAGAAAAAUGGCGAACCGGGCGAAAACGACCGCGAGGCUCGAGUCUGACAUCCAAAUUGCGAGGGACGAAAGCAACUGGAGAAGGGUGAUUGACCUAGCAGAACAACUUCGGACAAGAUCUCCGCAUUUAGAAAUCCUCGCUGCCUUUUUGAUAGGAGAGGGCAAGUUAGAAUCGUACUUGCUAGACAACCCUCCGCUAGAGACUUCUCACCACAAGGCCAAGAUCGGAUUGAACGAUGCCAAGAAGUAUCUGGUGCGAGCGGCCGGAGCUGAGGAUGCAAAUUCACCAGAGUCAAAAGCUGCAGUUUCUCUCGACGCGUAUCUGCUGCUGGGCAAGUUGAGCUACGCUUGCGGAAAUUACGAGGAGGCCGUGGAGAACUUCCGAAAGGCAGAUUUAGAAAACCUAGCUGAGAAAAAUUUACCAUGCCGCAGUGUUCGAAUCGUAGCAGAGUCAUUUGCCAUCAGAGGCAUUUGUUUGGAAAAGAACAUGUCCACUCGCCACCCUAAGUUUAAGCAAUCGGAUGCACAAGAGAAAAUAGACAGGUGCAUGAAAGUUGCGACCGACUUGACAUUCCUUUAUUUGCAAGAGCUGGACGACAAAAGUGCUACGACUUUCAAUUCUAACACGGGUACCCUGACUGCUGGAGGAUCUUAUUCUCCUCAACCACCUAGUCCUGGCAAGCUUCUUGGAGCUGAGGCUUGGAGAGACACCGGUCUGAUUCUCCAUCAACUGUUGAUGCGCAACCAGACUGCCAACAUUCCUUCUCCAAAUAAGUCGCUGCAGCCAGGACAAGUUCAGAGACUCAGGUAUUUGCUUAGUGCAGAGGAGAGCAAUGGAACACAAUGCCUGCGUCUCAAUUUGGCCAAAAACUUGGCCGAUUUGCUCAUGCGAGGCUACGUAAAUGGACCACUUUACCAGUCAAUUGAGGUGCCCAAAAAGAAAAAGGAUGGAGCAUGGAAGCCUAAAAAGAAUCACAACAUGAACAUGUUCAUCCCAAAUAACGAACACGAAGAAACGAUCCUAUUACUUCUGAUCAGUGAGGCAAUGGCAGUGAGAAAUGCAGUCUUGAGCCAAAGUCCCGAGUUCAAGGAGCAGAGGUUGAAGGCGUUUGAGACGGCGUGCACUUCGUACAACUUGUUGAUCGUCUGCCUGGCAAGAUGGGGCCAAACUAAAUUAUUCCACGAAUGUUUGGAAAGAGGAGCAAUCAAGUUCAGUUUUGACGAGCCUCACACCUGGCAUCAGUACGCCCUGUCCCUGAUUUCCAUCGGCGAGUACGCCCAGUCCUUGCGAGUGAUGGAGGAGCACUAUCGGAUGAACCCUCAUGCUGCUGCUCCAUGCUUGAUGGCUGCAAAAGUUUGCUACGCCAAUUUGAAAGACUAUGAGUAUGGAAUAAAAUGGAGCCAGAGAGCAUGUGAAAGCAAAGAAGGGUCACCCUAUGCAGUUCAAUCUGCCCGGAGUUACAUGAUGCUGGGCAUUGGCUACCACUUACAAGCCUUGUAUGGUCUUGAACACAUCAAUAGGACUAAGUCUUCGUCCAUGGCCUUGGAAAUGCUCCAAAAGGCUCAGUCGAUGGGGCCUGGGGACCAUUUGAUCCACCAUUACUUGGCACUCGUCUAUGCCCACAACCGUCGGCUUCCCGAAGCAAUUUCCAAUAUCAAGCAAGCUCUGAAUUUGAGAUCAGAUCAUGCACCCUCUUUAAAUUUGUUAUGUUUACUUCUCACUGCCCAAAAGCAAUACCAAGAAGCCAUGAACCUUGUGGUCCUUUCUCUGGAAGAAUGGCCCGAUUCCAUGGAUUUGUUGUACCUUAAAUCGCAACUUGAACUUCAUCUCAGUGGACCUGAAUCUGCCAAAGCUACUGCCAGCAAAAUGUUGAUGCUUUGGAAAAAGCUUUACGAAGACCACACGGCACCCAGCGAAGACACCACCCAGUCGGAGAGACGGUCCGAAUCAAGGAGCUUGUUUCACCUUUCAGAAAAUGGUUCUAAUAAUCAGUCAAGAGUUUUGAACGGGGGAGGUCCAAUGUCGGUUUCGUCUGUCUCAUCACUUCCUCGAAAGCAAAUCAAGGGUCAGCACUGGGAUUUGCUGGCUAAGAUUUGGUUGUUGAUGGCAGAACUGUGCUUACAUUCCAAGCAGCGAGAACAAGGACUCAAGUGCAUAGAUGAGGCUGUUCAGAUUCACUCAACAACUCCUGAUAUUCUAAUAGCGAGGGGUUUGAUAAGUGAAAUGGAUGGUAAUUAUCAAGAGGCCAAGAAUUGUUUUGAAGGUGCCGCGUCCCUUGAACCAAAUAAUCUGAGGGCUCUUCAACAAUUGGCCAAAGCUUAUUUGGGAAUGGGAAAGAAUAAAAUGGCAGAGUUCUUUUUAUGGAAGGCGGCAAAACUGUAUCCACAGGAGUACGAAACUUGGCAUCUGCUUGGAUUGGCACUUGAGCAGCUGGGCGAUCACACGGCCUCAGCAGAUUGUAUGGUUGUUGCUCUUGAUGUCGAAAACUCUAGUCCCUUGGUGCCGUUCGCGUCUGUCGGAUUGGCUUUUGAAUAAUGCUUUUGCCUUUUAAAUGUACUGUUACUGAAUGUAAUGAUUCAACUAAGAAGAUUAACCACUGACGAUGAGGAUAAUAACUUGUAUAAAGCUAGCUUAGCCAAGAUUUAAAUUAUUAUUCCAUACAAAUUUAUGAUUGUUGCUCCUGGCUCAUGUACACUACAAUAAACCAUCUUUUUUGUUUUCUAA
Messenger RNA from Neocloeon triangulifer, 2875 nucleotides. It is a transcript of the gene Ttc7, whose product is annotated as tetratricopeptide repeat protein 7B. Gene Ontology annotation, cellular component: plasma membrane. The record is from RefSeq and is a predicted model, not a curated record. The transcript has 18 exons. Bases 158 to 2686 code for a protein of 842 amino acids. Lineage: Eukaryota; Metazoa; Arthropoda; Insecta; Ephemeroptera; Baetidae. Gene Ontology annotation, molecular function: protein binding. Gene Ontology annotation, biological process: phosphatidylinositol phosphate biosynthetic process; protein localization to plasma membrane.